Messenger RNA from Folsomia candida, 1563 nucleotides. It is a transcript of the gene Mipp2, whose product is annotated as multiple inositol polyphosphate phosphatase 1. Gene Ontology annotation, molecular function: inositol phosphate phosphatase activity; acid phosphatase activity. NCBI's taxonomy places the organism in Eukaryota, Metazoa, Arthropoda, Collembola, Entomobryomorpha, Isotomidae. The record is from RefSeq and is a predicted model, not a curated record. Bases 148 to 1491 code for a protein of 447 amino acids. The transcript has 7 exons.
UCAAGCAGCGGGAGGACAUCGGAUGGACAUCAACAUCUGCAAAUUGCAAACCACAGUUCAUGAUUCAUAUUAUUGUCUUUUUGUUUUCGAAUCCAAAGCAGUAAAAUUUUGGAGAUUUGUUUUGCUAUUCAUGGUAGCAUCAGUAGCAUGUGGGUUAAGUUAUUUUGUGGCUUAGUGGCCGUAGUCGCCAUCAUUUUGGGAGUGGCCGUCGAAUGGCUGAGUGUGGGAUGUCACCGUGGGAUUCAGUCACCACACCAAUUCCUUGCGACGAAAACGCCAUAUCUGCACCCAGCCCAGUUACGCCAUCACGCAAGUCAUGAUAGCUGCACACCGAUACAAAUAUGGAUGGUUGUGCGUCAUGGGACUAGAAAUCCAAGUGCAAAAGUCAUUCGCAAAAUUAUAAAUCUUCUUCCUAACGUCCGGGACCAAAUCGUCAAGGCUCACGAAAAUGGAGUGGGUACCUUGUGUCCUUCUGACUUGGACGCUUUAAAGAAAUGGUCUCCACCUCCCUCGCUGACAGAGUCUAAUGAAAAAAUUUUGGUUGAACAAGGUCGCGAAGAGCUGCGAGGAAUUGGGCGUAGAUUCAAGGACAGAUUUCAAAAUUUACUGGGGAAAAAGUAUGACAAUAGCACUUACAAGUUCAAAUUCACAAAGACUGAAAGAGCGGCUGCAAGUUGUAAAUAUUUUGUAGAACAAGUCGUUGGCGAAGAAGAUGCUCCAUCCGUCUGGUAUCCAGAGGCUUUAGCAGCGGAUCCAAUUUUAAGGUUCUAUAAAGGUUGUCCAAAAUGGAAGAAAACCGUCGACAAGAAUCCUGAAGCGUACAAUGAACGAAAAAAGUUUGAGACGUCUCAAAUAUUCGAAUCUGUUCGGAGGAAUGUUCAAACCAGGACAGGCUCGGCUGACCCCGUUCCAUUGGAGGCGAUCGAAGGAAUGUAUAUGACUUGUGCUUUUGAAACGGCCUGGACCCCAGCUACCUCGUCCCCUUGGUGCGCCCUCUUUGAUGUAGACGACUUGGAAAAAAUGCAGUAUCGUCAGGAUUUAGAAUACUAUUGGAUAGAUGGAUAUGGAUUCGAGUUGACAUACAAACAAGCAUGCCCUGCAGUCAAGGACAUGGUGGAGCAUUUCAAGUCUAAAACUGAGUCUCCUAAUGAAGGGCCUUCUCUUAUCGCGUAUUUCACUCAUAGUGGAACCUUACUCAAAUUAAUUAGUCGCCUGGGAUUGUUCAACGACUCCACGCCCCUGCUCCACGACAACUAUCACUUGCAUACAACAAGACAAUGGAGGACGAAUGAAAUUGACAAGUUUGCAACCAACAUUGCUGCAGUUCUCUACAAAUGUCCAACAGAUAACUUCAAAGUGGGGCUGCUUUUUCAAGAGCUACCAGUUUCUAUACCCGAAUGUGGCGAUGAUCUCUGUCCGUUGGAUAAAUUCUUGUCCAUUUACCACUCCGUUCUAAAUGACUGUGAUAUACCCCAAAUGUGUCAACUUUAAUAAUAGUUGAUGAACAAUUUGCGACUAAAUAGCCAAAUUAGUACUAGUAAACUGUUUAUUUUAUUAAAAUUA